AUGCGUCCAUGGUCUCCAAUAGAAGAGAGUGGUUGUCAGAAACAAUAUGAGACAUGGUAUGCAGCAUAUCUUCCAAUUGUUGUUAGAAGAAGAUGUCGAUGGGAAAAAGAGAAUCCGAGAAGGAAUAGUCAUUUGUUACAACGAUUCGUUCGAAAAGGGAUUCCACAUUCAUUCCGAAAAGAACUUUGGCUGAGAAGUUGUCCAUCGAGAAAAGAUGGAGUUUGGGAGAGACAUGAAGUUCCAGAUGAAGUUAUCAAGCAAAUCAAACUUGAUCUUCCAAGAACUUUCCCUGAUAACAAGUUUUUGAAAACUGAAAAAACUCGAAAAACAUUGGGAAGAGCGUUAUUCGCAGUGGCCGAACAUAUUCCUAGUGUUGGUUACUGUCAGGGACUCAAUUUCGUUGCAGGAAUAAUUCUUCUUGUUGUGAAUGACGAAGCACGUGCAAUCGAUCUUCUAGUUCAUCUUGUUUCCCAAAGACAAGAUUAUUAUGGGAAGAAUAUGAUUGGAUUGAGAAGAGAUAUGCAUGUACUUCAUUCGUUACUACGAGAACAUUGUCCACGUGUCGUUGUCACACUUGAGAAACUGGAUGUCGGAUUAGAUAUGCUCGUUGGAAAGUGGUUUGUUUGCUGGUUUGUAGAGAGUCUUCCAAUGGAGACAGUACUUCGUCUAUGGGAUUGUAUGAUUUAUGAAGGAGACGAGUGGCUGUUUAAAGUGGCUGUAAUUCUAUUUCGAUCCAAUAUGAUUGCUAUUUCUUCGUGUGAAACUAUUGAUCAACUAAUGACUGAAAUUCAAAAUAUUGGAACUAGCAAAGCAGCUCUCUACUGUCAUCAACUCAUUCUUAAAAGUGCCGCAUUGCCAAUCACAAACAAAUCCAUCGAGUAUUUGAGAGUUGAUGCUGAGAAGGCGAUUCCAGAGUAA
Caenorhabditis remanei is the source of this 918-nucleotide messenger RNA. RefSeq lists its product as uncharacterized. The transcript has 5 exons. The coding region runs from base 1 to 918 and encodes 305 amino acids. NCBI's taxonomy places the organism in Eukaryota, Metazoa, Nematoda, Chromadorea, Rhabditida, Rhabditidae. The record is from RefSeq and is a predicted model, not a curated record.